Molecule: messenger RNA, 1069 nt
Organism: Drosophila suzukii
Lineage: Eukaryota; Metazoa; Arthropoda; Insecta; Diptera; Drosophilidae
Gene: Der-1
Product: derlin 1
Biological process (GO): endoplasmic reticulum unfolded protein response
Cellular component (GO): endoplasmic reticulum membrane; Hrd1p ubiquitin ligase ERAD-L complex
Molecular function (GO): misfolded protein binding; ubiquitin-specific protease binding
Source: RefSeq, a predicted model, not a curated record
AACAAGGUCCAUCUCUAAAAAGACACGUAAAGGCAACAAACAGAGUAAAAAAGUGACAAAGUCAAAUUUAUGAAUUAAGUACAAAGAAAUACAAGAGCUGACACAAUGGACGCUGGCGUGUGGUACCGCUCGCUGCCCCGAUUCACCAGAUAUUGGCUGACGGCCACCGUGGUGCUGAGCAUGCUCUGCCGCUUCGACGUUAUCCCCCUCUAUUGGCUGCAUCUGGACCGAUCUGCGGUCUUUGGCAAGCUGCAGCUCUGGCGCUGUGUGACGUCACUGUUCGUGUUCCCAAUCUCCUCAAAUACAGCGUUUCACUUCCUUAUCAAUUGUUUUUUCAUAGUGCAAUACAGCUCGAAACUGGAGAAGGAUCAGUAUAGUCGAAGUCCAGCGGAUUAUCUCUACCUGCUGAUCGUAUCAGCUGUGCUGGCCAAUAUCGGUGGUAUGAUAUUCAAUGUUUACUUCCUCAUGGACAUGCUCGUCCUGGCCAUCACCUAUAUUUGGUGUCAGCUGAACAAGGAUGUCACCGUGAGCUUCUGGUUCGGCACCAGAUUCAAGGCCAUGUACCUUCCCUGGGUCCUGGCCGCCUUCGAGUUCAUUUUCCACUUCUCCCUCGCCUCGCUGGUGGGCAUUUUUGUGGGACAUGUCUACUACUUCUUCAAGUUCCAGUACUCCCAAGACCUGGGCGGAGUUGCCCUGCUGGAAACCCCUCAAUUCCUAAAGCGUCUUGUGCCGGACAUUUCCGGUGGAUUUGGUGGCUUCGGAGUGCCACCGGAGAGCAGAGCACCACCGCGACAAGCGCCCGAAAGUCCUUGGGGCCGGGGCAUGACCUUGGGUCGUAACUAAGCACUCAACUGAUCCUCGAAAGUAGACUAAUUCACUUUUUAUGCUUUGGUUUUCGUCUUUUCUGAACCAAGCUCUUAUACAAAAAACCCAUAUUUUUCAAACUAUUUUUCAAUCACCACUCGAUUCUCUGGCAACAGCAAUAAGUUAACAUGUUAAGUGGCAGGUUUGCAUUGUGCAUUAAUGAAAUUAUAUUGAUAUAUGUUUGUACAUAUAUGACCAUCAAGAG